Molecule: messenger RNA, 1619 nt
Organism: Amoebophrya sp. A120
Lineage: Eukaryota; Dinophyceae; Syndiniales; Amoebophryaceae
Source: the annotation of a GenBank genome assembly
GUUAGAAGUACGCAUUUCAUUUGGAUCUAAAAUUUUUGUUUCAAUUUAAUAAAGGAUCUCUCUCUCGCAGUCAGUCGCACGUCCUCUGCCCGAUCUCGACACUUCAUGACUACAAAGACGCAUUCAUUGUUUUCCCAAAGUGUUGCCCGUUGUCGUGGUCUUCGUUCUUUCUCUGAGCGGCCGCAGUUCACCUUGCUCGAACAGCGGGCUGGUCUUUUUCGACGUGCAACUCCCGGCUUUGUGAAGCCAGACGACACUCCCAUUCCGUGGAUAAUUUCUGGCUUCUCAUCGUCGAUUAAACUCAUGAAGCGUUCUGCGUCUUCCGCCGCCGGCGGGGAACGACGCGGUGAAGACGGUAGUAAGAAACCGCGGCCCAAUGAGAAGAAUGCGGAAGGCUCCUCAAAGACUGAACAUUCGACCUCGGAUAAGAGAACGGACAAAGUGGAAAAAGUCUUGCCCCGGAAAUUAACUGGAAAGCUUUCCGUCGUGCUUCUCCAGUUGCCCGUUGAGUCCACCGGGGCAGAUUACAAGGCGGUUAACGUGCGGAAUGCCUUGAAGGAGGUUCGUGAAGUCGUGGUUCAGAAGAGACUGGUAGAAAAAGCGCAGGAAGUUCUCAUCAUGCUGCCCGAAAUCUGGAAUGGUCCCUAUGCGGCAGACGCGUUCCCAAACUUUUGCGAGCCGAUUCCCGAGGUUGGCGAGGAAAUCACCGAGGCAACGAGGAGCCUGCACGAGUUGGCCUCUGUUUGCAGAACAUUCGCAUCGGAAGGUUCCAUUACACUGAUGGCCGGCUCUAUUCCGGAAAUCGACAAGCGCGGGCGCAUUUACAAUACCUCCGUGACUGUGUGCAACAACAGAAUCAUCUGCAAACACCGCAAAGUGCACCUUUUCGAUAUCGACAUUCCGGGGAAGAUUACUUUCAAAGAGUCCGAAACUCUCACAGCAGGUGACAGAGUGUCGAUCUUUGAUCGCAUCGUCGCGGCAGCUCCAGGCCCGAAAGAUAUGAUGGGUGUUGAGCGUAUCCGGUCUGACAAGAUCCGCUUCGGCGUCGGUAUAUGCUACGACAUCCGUUUCCCGGAGCUGUCCCUUUUGAUGCGCGCGGAACAUGGGGCGCACAUUCUGUGCUUCCCAGCGGCCUUCAAUACUACGACUGGGCCGAAGCACUGGAGCCUCUGUAUGCGAGCGCGCGCAAUCGACACGCAAUGCUUCGUUUUGGCCUGCAGCCCGGCACGAAAUACAACCGGUCAGGGAUACCAGGCGUACGGCCACUCAAUUGUGGUAUCACCAUGGGGGGAGAUCCUUGCCGAGCUCGACGAGAAGCCCGGGAAAAUUGAGCUGGAGCUUGAUCUGUCCGAAAUUUCAGAGGCGCGCGCCGGUAUUCCAAUCGGUAUGCAGCGACGGAAAGAAGUGUAUCGUCUUGUGGGAGCGCAGAGCCCCACACCGGAUGUGCCGCAACUUCCGGGGAAUUAGACACAGAAAAUGGCACAGAUACUACAGAAGUAGUUAAUGUACCUAUUUCCAGAAGGAAGCGUCCAUGAGCGUGAGUUAACAAGCACAAGCAUCCGAAUUCGAGAACAACAUAGAAAAAAAAACUCAUAUUUCGCAUACGCAUUGACUGUGCC